UGCUCUGAGUAGUCGUUGAGACUAGAAGAUAUAUAAGCUAUAUAAGAACAAAGCGCUAUAUAAGAACAUAUGCGUCACGACCAACUCAGACAAGUGGUGUAGCAGUUGGAAGUGUGCCAUAGCUAACACAGGCUCAGAUUGGGGAUGUGAACCAUAUGAUACAAUGCACCUUACGAUAACGGGACCUGAAAUCCAGACUGAGUGUAGGUAGAAAGCAGGAAGGACGAUGCCAGGAACAGAAAUGUAAUCCUAUAUAUGUGACGUUGAAGGAUCCAAAACCAGAGGAUGCAGGGACUUAUGUUAUGGGAUUGUAUGCUGAAGGGAAAGAUCCAUUAGGACAGUUCAUCAUUCGAGUCACAGACCCAUGGAGUAAUAGUACACCGUCCACAUCCAUUACUUCCCCGGUUGACGCAAUGAACACAGGUAUGGGUGUCCUGAAAGACUCUAAAGGGCCAUUAGUAAAAUAUUUGAACCUAGAUGACGUUACCAUUGAGGAAAGGUUGGAGAUGGAAACUUGUUUCACACCCUCAGGACCCUGUCUCUCCUGUAUCCCAGAGUGCGUGCAAUACAACCGCCUCCAGGAGUGGUCGCCUAUCCUGGUAACUAUACUUGCAUCACACAACCCAACAGCUCUACCAUGAAUGUGGGACACCUACCUAAGAAGUUUUGUAUGUACACCUACAACACAUCUUUGUUCGUUCCCAAUGUCACACAGUCGAUGUUUAACAAUCAGAGUAAGGGACUUGCUGAUGUCUGGUGGAUGUGUGGGACACAGCCCCGCCUUAGACCAUCCUUACCUGCUAAAUGGGGGGGAACCUGCGCCUUAGUGUCCCUAUUAUUGCCGAUUACCAUGCUUCCUAUUAGCGCAGGGAAGCUAGAGGAGACAGUACAGUCUACCUACCACAAACAUUCCUUGAAGAGGGCUAAAAGAGACACUGACUUGGGUUUUGGUACAUGGGGAGAUCCAAGCACCCCGUUCGGGUCUAUAGAUAGUAGGGUGUAUAUAGAUGCAAUUGGAAUACCAAGGGGUGUACCAGAGGAGUUCAAAGCUCAGAAUCAGAUAGCAAAGGGUUUUGAGUCUAUACUGCCCUGGAUAAAUACAAACAAGAAUGUGGACUGGAUAAAUUAUAUAUACUACAACCAGCAGAGGUUUUUGAAUCGGACUAGGGAUGGCCUGAGGGGUGUGUCCGAACAAUUAGCCGCCUCCUCACUCAUGGCAUUUCAGAACCGUAUGGUGCUAGACAUGUUGUUGGCAGAAAGAGGGGGUGUGUGCCACAUGUUUGGAGAUGCUUGUUGUACAUUUAUUCCCAAUAAUACUGCCCCGGAUGGUAGCAUCACUAGAGCCUUGGAGGGGUUGACCUAUCUAGCCAAUGAACUAGCAGAGAACUCGGGUGUGGCUGAAAACCCCAUCACCAGUUGGCUGGAGGACGUUUUUGGCAAAUACAAAGCAAUUGUGCUCUCCAUCCUUAUGUCCGUGGCAGUGUUUGUGGGCAUAUUGGUGUGUUGUGGAUGCUGUUGCAUCCCUUGUUGUCGCACUCUGGUGAACAGAUGGAUUGAUGUGGCUCUGACCAAAAAAGAUCCCCAGAAAGAUGCUCCUCCAGCCUACUCCAUGCCCCUGUUGGGGAUGGAGGAUGGUGAUGAGACUGAUUCGGACAAUGAAGGAAGUGAAUCACCAAUGUAAUGCUAUGCUAUAUUAAUCUUGCUUCUUCUUUCCCUAGUGCGGCCAAUUAUUUACCAGUUUGAGGGCCAUAUAAUCCUAAACUUAGUAGUAUUCACACCUGAGGUGUGAAAAGGGGGAUCUGUAAGAAA
Messenger RNA from Perca flavescens (yellow perch), 1809 nucleotides. RefSeq names its product syncytin-A-like. NCBI's taxonomy places the organism in Eukaryota, Metazoa, Chordata, Actinopteri, Perciformes, Percidae. The transcript is spliced from 2 exons. The record is from RefSeq and is a predicted model, not a curated record. Bases 638 to 1681 code for a protein of 347 amino acids.